GACUACCAAUUACGCCAAUCUGCGAACAACCUGCACUUCCCUUGUUUCUGUUCUGUCAUGAGCUUGUAUUAGUCCUUGUAAAUUCUAUUAUGUCUUGUACCACUGAUUCCAGUUCUCCCUCCCCAACAAUGUCCCAGCUUCAGGUAGAUUCCCCAAGUUCCAAUCAUCGCUCAAACCUGAGUCUGCUCUCCCUCUCUGUCGCUGCUGCGAGCGUUACGCCAAUAUCCAUUCCCCACUCUGCGGACAUAACUGUCCAACCGUCGCAUGUAUCUGGGACCAGCUUUGGUCCCAAGCAUCGUCGCUUGUCAUCAACUGGCAAGACCAGAAGGAGACUAAGCGAUGCGCGCGACGCAGCUUCCCGACCUUUACCAGCGUCCCUACAGAGCGCAGCUUUGUCUUCGCUUGCCACGCUCUCUCUAUCCUCUUCGCCUCCGAGCAGUAAUACCCAUCACGGUACUUCCCUGAACGCCAUAUCUCGGAGUGUCCUUGAAACACAGGGACCUGACCCCAAUACUACACCGCAGGGGACUGAUGCUACACUACGAGGCGGGAGCUUCGAUGACAACGAAUUGUCGGGAUCGCUUCCUGCUCACAGCAGUCUAGGUACGAACGGCGGUGUUGCGAAGAGCGGGAAGAAACGCGGCACGAUAUUUACGUGCGAGAGCUGCUCGAAGGUCUACCGGCAUCCGUCAUGUCUCAUUAAACAUCGCUGGGAACAUACCCCCCAGUGGCGCGAAGCCUCGAAGUUUGUACUUAGCAAACAUCAGCAAGUCCAAUUGUUGGAGGCUGCUGCCAUAUUGUCGCAUCUUUCACCCUCGUCUACGAAUGGGGCGUCACUUCCCGAAGAUCGCUCCCUUUGGCCUACCUUUCUCUCUGGCGGCAUAGUCCCGCCUCCCGCUCUCGGGAGCGCAAACGAAGGAACUGACACUUUGUCCCCUUCAAAACCGAUUUCCAGCUCUGUUCCGGCAACCUCCGUCCUCAGCUCGGGCCGCGCAGGAUCAACCGGACCGCGACUACACGACUAUUCUAUUCCCCAAGCCACCGGCCCAGGUGGCAUUACCCAGCUGCGUCCAGGCCUCCUGGGCGUGACUACCACCCCGAACUCGCGCGCGCCAAGCUCCCCAGUGCCGGUCCCCACCGCUCCUACAGACGCCGAUGCGAGGAACCUUUUGGCUCUGGGCUCAGUCAGCGUGCACUCUGAGUCCUGGGGGUCGCCGACCUCAUCAUCGUUUUACGGCGUUUCGUCAUUCCCCUCCGCUUCUGCAUCCUUCUCACGUUCGGGAUGGUCCCACCCACGCUCGUCUGUGCGUUCGAUAUCUGCAUCUUCUCAUUCGAGCGACGACGGCGAGCUCGCUGACGUUGAUGAUAUCACAUCUGCGAACAUGCAUAUGUAUGGACGGGUGAGCGGCACCCGGUUCAGGUGGAAAUCCGAGGAAGAGGACGCUGUGUUAUCGUUCAGCGUGCCCGAGGAGGUCGAGGAGGAGUGCGUUGGCCCGGGCACGGCGAAGAAGAAGUCGGAAGAACAAUGGGACGGUAUGGAAAUGGAUAUGGAGAUGGAUUGAUUCCAUCCUGGGAUGGGCUUGCAGGAAUGCAAGCCGUCGAUCGACCACACGCAUCAAGUAAAGCAAAGCAAACACGCAAACGAAAUAUUCCAAUCUCCUCGCUUCGUUUCUCUCAACGACAACAGAUGUCGACUCAUCGUGUACUUAUUGAACCCACCGCAUACCUCACGCUCACCUUUCUGGCAUUGGGCUGUUCCGUCUUUCCUGUCGUUUGUUGUGUUGUUGUUGUCGCCGUCGUUGUUUUGUACUUCUGAGACUGCGUCACUCGAUCUUUUCGUUUUUUUGUUUUGAUACAUAUUAGCGCGAGGCAUCUUUCUGGACGUUUUAUUUUCUUCGGUGUAUGUAUCAUAAUUAUUGGAUGUAACACAAUGUGGAAUAAAUCGUGGAAUAUUUAACCUUGUACAUGCAUGAUCCUGCAGGUUGGCUUCGU
Messenger RNA from Suillus clintonianus, 1992 nucleotides. RefSeq lists its product as uncharacterized. The transcript is spliced from 6 exons. The record is from RefSeq and is a predicted model, not a curated record. NCBI's taxonomy places the organism in Eukaryota, Fungi, Basidiomycota, Agaricomycetes, Boletales, Suillaceae. The coding region runs from base 90 to 1562 and encodes 490 amino acids.